This is a messenger RNA of Rotaria sp. Silwood2, 633 nucleotides long. The record is from the annotation of a GenBank genome assembly. Lineage: Eukaryota; Metazoa; Rotifera; Eurotatoria; Philodinida; Philodinidae.
AUGAAUCUAAUAGAUGACGAACGGAUUCGAUGUAAUGAAUGUUUAAAAAAAUUAUAUCAAACAAAACUAAUGUGUAUACAAUCAAUUCAAUAUCUUAUUGAACAACAACGUGAAAUCGAUGAAUGUAUUGCUGAUCUAAAAUUAACUAAACUACAUGCACAAGCAAUAAAUGAAAAAAUCUCAGCUUUAAAUCAUAUAUAUUGGUUUCAAAUAUGCUGUUUUAAUAAAAAAAGACAUUUAUUAGAAACAAAUUCAAAUGAUCCAAAUCAUUUAUUUAUAUUACCAUUUUCAAAUGAACAAUCAAAUAUAAACCAAUAUGCAUAUGGUUUAAGUGAAUUAGAAAAAGACUUUGAUUUUGAAAAAUUAUUAAAUUCAAUAGAUAAUUCUUAUCCGCAAUAUUUAACAAAAAGUGAUUUCGAACAUAUUUUACAUGAAGAAUAUACAACACUUUUUGAACUUGCAAAGAAAUUAACUAAAUGUGUACAAAUUCUUCAUGAUACAAUUGAAUUUCUUGGCACAGAUAUUAAAUUAACAUUAGAACAUAUGCAACUAGCUCAACCACGUAUGCGACAGUUAUUGAAAAUCAAAGCACCUUUAGCUUUUGCACAAGUACAAGAAGAUUUUAUGGUGUGA